AUUACAUUCACUUCCGGUUUACUUCCCCCAUGAACGAAGAUGAAACUUGUUUAGCAGUUUCGCGUAAUGUAAGUUGAUGCUGACUCCAGACAAGAUCUGCAUCAGUAGCAGCAACAGAGGCUGGAAGCAAUAUGGAGAAGUGUUCAGUAUGCAAGAAGACAUUUUACUCACCUGAAGCAUUUAAGCAUCAUCUGAAAACACACACAGUUAGUAACAGCCUGCAGUGUGUUGAAUGCAAGAAAACCUUCUCACAAUACAAACACUUUGAAGUUCAUCAGAGAAUACAUUUCCUAGAAAAUCAGUUGAAAUCCAAGUCACAAUCGCUAAUAACUGACAAGAACUUUGAGUGUUCAAUAUGUUUCAAAGGGUUUUCCUUGCUGAAGCAGCUGGAGGCACACAAGCGGAUACAUGUGCUGGAGAAUAGAUUCUUCAAAUGCACUGUGUGUGGAAUCAUUUUCACUCAGCCACACAUUCUAAAUGCUCACAUGGAAGUACACCGAACUGCUAAUGUGUUUGUCUGCAAGGCCUGUGACAGGACUUUCACCAAAGCUGAUGAGCUUCUGGCCCACAUGAAGUCACAUCCAGUCGUGGUGGUCAGUCCUCCCCCGAAAUGUGGGAUUUGUGGGAAAUACACAACAAACCUGAAGAAACAUAAGCAUCUCUUACACCCUAAACCUGAGGAGACGUUCAUCUGUGGAGUCUGCGGGAUGAAAUUCAAUGAGUGCGAACAACUGGAAGUGCAUAUGAAGAUCCACACAGAGAAUCGACUGAAGAAGUGUCACAUUUGUAGUGAAGGCUUUAAGGGGGCUACAGCUUAUCGGAAACAUUUACUGACGCAUAUGAAGGACAAGUUAUUUGUUUGUAAGAUUUGUGGACGUACCAUGAGAAAGUUGCCAAUAUUUAUUUGUCAUGUGCGAAUCCAUACUGGAGGGAGGCCUCAUCUGUGUAAAGUUUGCGGAGAAAGAUUCCGGUUUUCCAGCAGUUUGUUCCACCACAUGCAGUCUCACGUUGGAGCAAGGCCUCAUUCAUGUGCAAUAUGCGACAAAGGGUUUAUCCAUAUGAGGCAUCUGAAAAAACACAUGUCAGCUGCCCAUGUUAAAAAGACAACCUCUGAAUCAAAACAGACUGAGGGGUCAUGGCGGCACAAGCAAAAAAAAAUGUUCCAUUUUUCAAAAAGCUUGAAAUUUACUUUGAGAAAAAAUACAGUCUCUGAGAGAAAGACCAGAAAUACAAAAAUGCUUUCAACAUAUUCCACCCAGUGUAAGAUGUGUCAGAAGAGAUUUCCAACUUCCAAACAUCUCAAUUUCCAUAUGAGAAAUUUGCAUCCUGAAGUAAAAUUUAAUUUUGAUGAUUCAUCUUUCACUUGUAUGCUGUGCCAGAGGACCUUUCAAACCAACAAGACUUUUACCUACCACAUGGAAAAGAUACAUGAGAUCGGUCAAGUUAGUAAAAAUCUGAAAGGGAAAUUAUACCAGUGUGAUGUCUGUGAAAAAGUGUGUGGCAGCAAAGCGUCAUUGACCAAACAUGCGAUAAAACAUAAAUGUGACUUCUCAUAUUCCUGUGGUGUGUGUGGAGGCUCUUUUCCUAGUUGUGAAGUGCUGACUCAGCAUAUGGAACUGGAACAUUUUGAUACUGUUGAUAACCCAGAGGGUGCUGCCUGACCUGCUUAAAGUGUGUACCAUUAUAUAUUUCAUUCUAAGCAUGAUAAGGACAAGGAAAACAUGUGUUUCUUAUCAGAAGUUUAUCAGAAGAAAAAAACAUGUUACCAGGUUUCAUUUCCAAUUUUGGAUUCAUCAUCUGGUGUCUGUCCAUCAUUAACUUCUGCAUAUUUGACAUAUUUUCUCAUACUUUGACUUUUUUGUCAUAUUUGUAUUUUUGAUCCAUCUACAAACAUUACCUGUUAUGUAUCCAUGUUUAAUUAUGCAUUUUUGUUACUGCAUUUUCAUAAUCUCUGAAACUAAAAGGCCUUUGCAGCUGAAACUUUGUAUUCAUGAUUCAAGGUAUGGUGUCUUGCAAACUUGUUCCGAUCCUAAUACUGAUCCAAAAUCGAUGAGAAAGGGUUAGUAUUUUUCUGUUAAUGAUAAUAUUGAGUGCAAAUACUGAUGAAAGCUUUUUUUUAAAGGAUAUUUCAAAGACUGAAAUUUUGUAAAAAGUGUAAGAUUCUUGAGAACCAUGGACUCAUGGCAUUGAGACUGUGUCCAUGUAAUGGCUAUGAGAAUAUCCAAGUUUGUUCCAGGUCUCACUGUUUGCAGUCAUCACUGGACAUACAUAAAUACAUUUCUUUCUUGAUAUUCUUGCACCAGUUUGUUCUUUAACUUACUACAGUCUUUAGUUUUAAAAUAUUGUACAAGUGUCCCAAAAAAUACGGAGCUACAAGGUAUUGCGGUAUACAGGUAUGUCAGUUAAACAGGUAAAGCCACCAUACUUGCAGCAAGGAAAGAUAACUCUUUCAUGACAAUCUAAUGUAUCUUGUUAUUCCUAGCAUAUUAAGACUGGAUUUUUUAUGAGGCAAAACCAAGGUAGUGCAAAGUGUGUUUCUUAAAUCAGGAACAUAUAUUGUAAGGAUCAAAGGGGUAACUUGCUUGAAAGUCUCUAUGGGAGUGCAUAUAUUUCGUUUAAAUAGAAUGAAUGGACCCAAUGUCCACAGUAUUUGGGGUAUAAAAAGAUAUCACACAUUUCAUAAAAUUGGAGUCAGACAUAUUGUCUUGCACCUUUUUGGGGGCGUUAGAGUACAGUCGUCUUGGGUGUUGCAAUUUUUUUGUAGAGUUCCAUCUCUCAGGCAUGCCAGAAACAAGUUAUUGUCAGUUCCACUUAGAAAUAUUGUUUUUUAUAAAAGACAUACAAUGAACUGGUUCUCACUCAUUCCGG
Molecule: messenger RNA, 2868 nt
Organism: Haliotis rubra (blacklip abalone)
Lineage: Eukaryota; Metazoa; Mollusca; Gastropoda; Lepetellida; Haliotidae
Product: zinc finger protein 26-like
Exons: 3
Coding region: 132-1661 (509 amino acids)
Biological process (GO): regulation of DNA-templated transcription
Molecular function (GO): RNA polymerase II cis-regulatory region sequence-specific DNA binding; DNA-binding transcription factor activity, RNA polymerase II-specific
Source: RefSeq, a predicted model, not a curated record